Molecule: messenger RNA, 1122 nt
Organism: Plasmodium reichenowi
Lineage: Eukaryota; Apicomplexa; Aconoidasida; Haemosporida; Plasmodiidae
Product: tyrosine--tRNA ligase, putative
Exons: 3
Coding region: 1-1122 (373 amino acids)
Biological process (GO): tRNA aminoacylation for protein translation
Molecular function (GO): ATP binding; tyrosine-tRNA ligase activity
Source: RefSeq, a predicted model, not a curated record
AUGGAAACCACAGAUACUAAAAGAGAAGAACAAGAAAUUGAAGAAAAAAAAGCUCAAGAAGAAUUAAAAAUAGAAGAUGUAGAUAAAAUAUUAAAUGAUAUACUUUCCAUAUCCUCGGAAUGUAUUCAACCGGAUGAAUUGAGAGUUAAAUUAUUAUUGAAAAGGAAAUUAAUUUGUUAUGAUGGUUUCGAGCCAUCAGGCCGUAUGCACAUAGCUCAAGGAUUACUUAAGAGCAUUAUUGUAAACAAACUGACAAGCAACGGGUGCACAUUUAUAUUUUGGAUUGCCGACUGGUUUGCUCAUUUGAACAAUAAAAUGUCUGGUGAUUUGAAAAAGAUAAAGAAGGUUGGUAGUUAUUUCAUCGAGGUAUGGAAGAGUUGUGGAAUGAAUAUGGAGAAUGUUCAAUUUCUUUGGGCAAGUGAAGAGAUAAAUAAGAAGCCAAAUGAAUAUUGGUCAUUGGUUCUUGAUAUAUCUAGAAGUUUUAAUAUUAAUAGAAUGAAAAGAUGUUUAAAAAUUAUGGGAAGAAGUGAAGGAGAGGAAAAUUAUUGUUCUCAAAUUUUAUAUCCAUGUAUGCAAUGUGCGGAUAUAUUUUUUUUGAAUGUUGAUAUAUGUCAGCUUGGAAUAGAUCAGAGGAAAGUAAAUAUGUUGGCUCGAGAAUAUUGUGACAUAAAAAAAAUUAAAAAAAAACCUGUAAUCCUUUCCCAUGGCAUGUUGCCAGGUUUAUUGGAAGGACAAGAAAAAAUGUCCAAGUCGGAUGAAAAUUCAGCUAUCUUUAUGGAUGAUUCAGAAAGUGACGUUAAUAGAAAAAUUAAAAAAGCAUUUUGUCCUCCUAAUGUUAUUGAAAAUAAUCCAAUAUAUGCCUAUGCAAAGUCUAUAAUAUUCCCGUCCUAUAAUCAGUUCAACUUAGUAAGAAAGGAGAAAAAUGGAGGAGAUAAGACAUAUUACACCGUGCAAGAACUUGAACAUGAUUAUGUUAAUGGUUUUAUACAUCCUUUAGAUUUAAAGGAUAAUGUUGCCAUGUAUAUUAACAAAUUACUUCAACCCGUUAGAGAUCACUUUCAAAAUAAUAUCGAGGCAAAAAAUUUAUUGAAUGAAAUAAAAAAAUACAAAGUUACCAAAUAA